Messenger RNA from Closterium sp. NIES-65, 300 nucleotides. The record is from the annotation of a GenBank genome assembly. Lineage: Eukaryota; Viridiplantae; Streptophyta; Zygnematophyceae; Desmidiales; Closteriaceae.
AUGCAGGAGGAAGGGGAGAAGGGCAAGGACGACAAGCUACCCAAGGGAAUAGAAAUGCAGCAAGACUUCGAUGGGGAUAUGCAUGAUAUAAGCGAGGAUGAGGAGGAGGAUCAGGAGAAGGAAGAGGAGGGAGAGGAGGAACAGCAACUGGAGGAGGAGAUGGGAGAUGUUGGUGAUAAUGCUGAUGUGGUUGAUGAGAAGAUUUGGAAGGGGGAUGAGGAGGAGGAGAAGGAGGGAAAGAGGGAGAAUGAGGAAGGACUCGACGAUUUCGGGGGCGCGGGAGGAGGAUUUGGAGUAUAG